AUGAAAGAGGAACUUACAAAUGAGAGAAAGAAGAUUGCCAAACGAUCAAUUGGUGAACCAGGCCAAUGUCAAGGAAAGGAAAAAGUACUCCUCGUUAUUGGGGCAACUGGAUCAGGUAAAAGCACUUUGAUCAAUGGCAUGGCCAACUACAUCAUGGGGGUCAAAUGGGAAGAUGAUUUCCGUUUCCAGUUGGUGAUAGAUGAUCCAAAAGUCUCCAAGUCGAGAAGUCAAACACAGUAUAUCACUGCUUACACGUUUCACCCUAUGGAAGGUUCAGCAGUGUCCUAUAAAUUAACCGUAAUCGACACACCUGGCUUUGGUGACUCUGAAGGGCUCAAGAGUGACAAAGAUAUUGCCAAACAAAUAAAGGAAUUUUUUUCAAUCCCUUCACCAAACGGUAUUCAGCAACUCGAUGGCAUUGCCUUCGUUACCCGGGCUAACCUUACACGACUUACACCACAUCAGGAGUACAUUUUCAAUUCCGUUUUAUCCAUGUUUGGCAAAGACCUAGGCAAAAACAUCUUUUUGAUGGUAACAUUUGCAGAUCGCGAGAAGCCUCCUAUUCUUCAAGCGCUAAAUGAUGCAAACCUCACAGUAAGCGAUAGGCAUUUCAAGUUUAACAACUCUGCCCUGUUUGCAGACAACAAAAAUGAAGACGAGGUAAGCUUUGAUGCAUUAUUUUGGAAAAUGAAUUUUCCAGCUUUCGGACAAUUCUUUACGCUGCUCUCUUCCUCUAAAAACGAUGGCAUUGAGCUAACAAAGGAAGUGUUGAGCGAGCGCGACAAGCUACAUACUCUCCUGGAACAUAUAGUCGAAGACGUUGCCAAUGGUGCCAGGAGGGUCCAAAACAUGCGCGAGGAUGAAAGAUGGCAAACGGCGAAGAAUUGCCAUGUUCGUUUGAACGAAAUUGCUCUCAAAUCAAAUCCAGUUUUCAACGUGGACCAUUUGCAGUUGCUCAUUAAUUCAGAAAAACAACAAGCAGAAAUUGGUCACCUACAGCGCGUAAAAUACCUUGAAGAAGCCAAGCGUCAAGCAGAGAUGCUGUUCAAGAAGCAUCGUCUGGCAGAAGCUGCAAGACUGGAAGAGCUUAAACUCAGUGAUGGGACUCCUUCUAUUUACAAACUUCAAAUGAAAGAGGAACUUACAAAUGAGAGAAAGAAGAUUGCCAAACGAUCAAUUGGUGAACCAGGCCAAUGUCAAGGAAAGGAAAAAGUACUCCUCGUUAUUGGGGCAACUGGAUCAGGUAAAAGCACUUUGAUCAAUGGCAUGGCCAACUACAUCAUGGGGGUCAAAUGGGAAGAUGAUUUCCGUUUCCAGUUGGUGAUAGAUGAUCCAAAAGUCUCCAAGUCGAGAAGUCAAACACAGUAUAUCACUGCUUACACGUUUCACCCUAUGGAAGGUUCAGCAGUGUCCUAUAAAUUAACCGUAAUCGACACACCUGGCUUUGGUGACUCUGAAGGGCUCAAGAGUGACAAAGAUAUUGCCAAACAAAUAAAGGAAUUUUUUUCAAUCCCUUCACCAAACGGUAUUCAGCAACUCGAUGGCAUUGCCUUCGUUACCCGGGCUAACCUUACAAGACUUACACCACAUCAGGAGUACAUUUUCAAUUCCGUUUUAUCCAUGUUUGGCAAAGACCUAGGCAAAAACAUCUUUUUGAUGGUAACAUUUGCAUAUCACGAGAAGCCUCCUAUUCUUCAAGCGCUAAAUGAUGCAAACCUCACAGUAAGCGAUAGGCAUUUUAAGUUUAACAACUCUGCCCUGUUUGCAGACAACAAAAAUGAAGACGAGGUAAGCUUUGAUGCAUUAUUUUGAAAAUGAAUUUCCGAGCUUUCGGACAAUUUUUACCCAGCUCUCUUCCUUUAAAAGCGAUGGCAUUGAGCUAACAAAGCAGGUGUUGACCGAGCGCGACAAGCUACAUACUCUCCUGGAACAUAUGGUCCAAGACGUUGCCAAUGGUGCCAAGAGGGUCCAAAACAUGGGCGAGGAUGAAAGCUGGCAAACGGCGAAGAAUUGCCAUGUUCGUUUGAACGAAAUUGCUCUCAAAUCAAAUCCAGUUUUCAACGUGGACCAUUUGCAGUUGCUCAUUAAAUCAGAAAAACAACAAGCAGAAAUUGGUCACCUACAGCGCGUAAAAUACCUUGACGAAGCCAAGCGUCAAGCAGAGAUGCUGUUCAAGAAGCAUCGUCUGGCAGAAGCUGCAAGACUGGAAGAGCUUAAACUCAGUGAUGGGACUCCUUCUAUUUACAAACUUCAAAUGAAAGAGGAACUUACAAAUGAGAGAAAGAAGAUUGCCAAACGAUCAAUUGGUGAACCAGGCCAAUGUCAAGGAAAGGAAAAAGUACUCCUCGUUAUUGGGGCAACUGGAUCAGGUAAAAGCACUUUGAUCAAUGGCAUGGCCAACUACAUCAUGGGGGUCAAAUGGGAAGAUGAUUUCCGUUUCCAGUUGGUGAUAGAUGAUCCAAAAGUCUCCAAGUCGAGAAGUCAAACACAGUAUAUCACUGCUUACACGUUUCACCCUAUGGAAGGUUCAGCAGUGUCCUAUAAAUUAACCGUAAUCGACACACCUGGCUUUGGUGACUCUGAAGGGCUCAAGAGUGACAAAGAUAUUGCCAAACAAAUAAAGGAAUUUUUUUUCAAUCCCUUCACCAAACGGUAUUCAGCAACUCGAUGGCAUUGCCUUCGUUACCCGGGCUAACCUUACACGACUUACACCACAUCAGGAGUACAUUUUCAAUUCCGUUUUAUCCAUGUUUGGCAAAGACCUAGACAAAAACAUCUUUUUGAUGGUAACAUUUGCAGAUCGCGAGAAGCCUCCUAUUCUUCAAGCGCUAAAUGAUGCAAACCUCACAGUAAGCGAUAGGCAUUUCAAGUUUAACAACUCUGCCCUGUUUGCAGACAACAAAAAUGAAGACGAGGUAAGCUUUGAUGCAUUAUUUUGGAAAAUGAAUUUUCCAGCUUUCGGACAAUUCUUUACGCUGCUCUCUUCCUCUAAAAAACGAUGGCAUUGAGCUAACAAAGGAAGUGUUGAGCGAGCGCGACAAGCUACAUACUCUCCUGGAACAUAUAGUCGAAGACGUUGCCAAUGGUGCCAGGAGGGUCCAAAACAUGCGCGAGGAUGAAAGAUGGCAAACGGCGAAGAAUUGCCAUGUUCGUUUGAACGAAAUUGCUCUCAAAUCAAAUCCAGUUUUCAACGUGGACCAUUUGCAGUUGCUCAUUAAUUCAGAAAAACAACAAGCAGAAAUUGGUCACCUACAGCGCGUAAAAUACCUUGAAGAAGCCAAGCGUCAAGCAGAGAUGCUGUUCAAGAAGCAUCGUCUGGCAGAAGCUGCAAGACUGGAAGAGCUUAAACUCAGUGAUGGGACUCCUUCUAUUUACAAACUUCAAAUGAAAGAGGAACUUACAAAUGAGAGAAAGAAGAUUGCCAAACGAUCAAUUGGUGAACCAGGCCAAUGUCAAGGAAAGGAAAAAGUACUCCUCGUUAUUGGGGCAACUGGAUCAGGUAAAAGCACUUUGAUCAAUGGCAUGGCCAACUACAUCAUGGGGGUCAAAUGGGAAGAUGAUUUCCGUUUCCAGUUGGUGAUAGAUGAUCCAAAAGUCUCCAAGUCGAGAAGUCAAACACAGUAUAUCACUGCUUACACGUUUCACCCUAUGGAAGGUUCAGCAGUGUCCUAUAAAUUAACCGUAAUCGACACACCUGGCUUUGGUGACUCUGAAGGGCUCAAGAGUGACAAAGAUAUUGCCAAACAAAUAAAGGAAUUUUUUUCAAUCCCUUCACCAAACGGUAUUCAGCAACUCGAUGGCAUUGCCUUCGUUACCCGGGCUAACCUUACACGACUUACACCACAUCAGGAGUACAUUUUCAAUUCCGUUUUAUCCAUGUUUGGGAAAGACCUGGGCAAAAACAUCUUUUUGAUGGUAACAUUUGCAGAUCACGAGAAGCCUCCUAUUCUUCAAGCGCUAAAUGAUGCAAACCUCACAGUAAGCGAUAGGCAUUUUAAGUUUAACAACUCUGCCCUGUUUGCAGACAACAAAAAUGAAGACGAGGUAAGCUUUGAUGCAUUAUUUUGGAAGAUGAAUUUCCGAGCUUUCGGAUAA
This is a messenger RNA of Porites lobata, 4095 nucleotides long. Lineage: Eukaryota; Metazoa; Cnidaria; Anthozoa; Scleractinia; Poritidae. The record is from the annotation of a GenBank genome assembly.